AUGAGAAGAAUGAGACACAGCCACCAGCUUCCACCUCACAGCUCCGGUGCAGGCAUGCCCACAAGCUGUAACAGGCACCGAGAGACGCACCGCUCAGCUCUAGUUUCGCGUGCCGUGCGCGAGACAGAUCAUGCCAAGAAUCGAAUGCGCGGCUGCUGCAACGUUCAACUUCUCCAGGUCAUGGAGCAGCGUCACGUGGCCGAGCCAGAGGAGCCGGGGCUCGAUGUUGGCAUCGAGCCAGGGGCGGGGCUGGGCUACCCCGGGUUGGACGGAGAGAUGAGGAUCAUCUCCCGCGAGAUCUACCAGGGAAAGACGUUCGACGACUGGGACGACAUGGAGGGAAACGUCCGCCGCCUGGCGCGCAAGGCGGGCUUCAAGGACUCGAAGGGCGAGAAGCGCGCUGACGGCAGGCAGAAGCGCAUCGUGUGGAAGUGCGACUGCGCCGGCAUGAAAACGCCCCGCAAGGGCCAGAAGGACCUGACACACGACCAGACCUCCCGGGAGAGGCCGUCGAAGCGCCAGGGAUGCCCCUUCCAGAUCAACGCCACGUGGCCCGAGAAGUGCCUCCAGCCAGGGGUGACGAGGUGUACCCUCGAGCACAACCACCGCCUCGCGGGGCCCCUCCGUGCCGGAAGACAGGACCCCGUGCUGCCCGAGGAGCUGCUGGCGGAGCACGUCAGCGCGCUCAAGGAGUGGGCCAGGAUACCGGUGGCUGUUCGGACGCAGAUGCAAAUCCUUCGGCACGAGUUCUUCGAAGGGCGUCAGCUCUCCCUCGAAGCCCAGCGCUGCGUCCACACCCUCUCGGGCCAGGAAGCCCCCCGCCGUCGCGCAGCAGCAGCGGCGGCCGCGGCAGCAGCGGCGGCGGCGGCCUCCCCGGGGUCGGUGGUCGGCUCCCUCCCGAGCUCCCGCAUCAACGACCCCGUGUUCCGCGAGAGCAUGACCAUCAUCGGCAACGCCCUGCGCCAGGCGCUCGAGUCCGGCGCGGACGCCGCCGGCCUCAAGCGGCGGUGCGAGGGCUUCGCGGAGGGGCUCAGGAAGACAACGGUCGCGGCCACGGACAACACGGACCCGUCGCGGAAGAGGAUUCGGGUCGAUGGCGGGUCGCCGCUCGGCGCCGGCGCCGCCGUAGCGGUCGGAGGCCUAGGGUUGCCGCCGCCGACAACAAUGCCGGAGGCGGCGGCGGCCACCAUGCCGGUUCCCGUUGCCGCCGCCCCCGCCAUGCCCCCGGCCAUGGCGCCCCUUCAGGUGGCGGUCGGCGUGCCUCCCCCGCAACCGCCGCCGGUCCCCGCAUCGGCGGGGUUCGCACCCUCCCCCCAAAGUAUCGCGGCCGUGUCGGAGGGGUUCCUCCCGACGGGGUCGAUGUAGCAGAAAUUACCACACAGGAGAGGGACGAGAAUUUUCUUGGAAUUAUCUGCGAAGGUCCAGCCCUUAGUUGCUCGUUCGAUGAGGCUGCCACCGGUCUGGCUUUCGAUGUACAAGAUGUGUCGACGGUUGUAGGAAAAGAAUGAGACCGUGGGAGACGGGUUAUGGUUGAGUUUUGUUAUGUCUGAGACCGGGGUAGCUGGGGCCGUAUUAGAGUUCACGAGGUUGGAGACUUGAGGAGUCAUAUGGGACGCGCGUGCCGCGAGGCGACGUGGUUGUUUCGUCGAUUGCGUUCUUUUUUGUAGAAAUCUCGAACGAUGAGGUCAGGUCGCAUCUGGUUUGUUGCCUUGCACCGUCGCCGCUGUAGUCACGGGGCCGAGACGGUGACCUGAUGAGUCUUUUCAAAGUCCAUACUUGAAAGUUAUAUCUUUGCUUUCACCUUUUUGGCGAAAAAAAUGGAAGAGGCUUCGGCCGGAGGGUCACUCAUGAUGAUGUGGGUGUCCUGAAAGUAGUUGUACGCACCAGUAAUGGGUGUCUCUGUAUAGUCCUUUCUCUUUGUUUUACAGCAAGGAGAGUGCCAAAGUGCUUAUUCUUGUGGGGGUGGCAAGAUGAAAGUAGCGUUGCACGGUCGAUGUGUUGUGCAUUUACAUGCAUCUGCGACUCUUCGAGUUUCGUUAUCGAAGGUUUUGUUUGUUUUGUGUGAAAAGGGUGUAUGAUUUUUUGUAGGCAUGUUUCAGUUGCACACCUUGAAGACCACCACUCCAUGUACCUCGUCUGCCUGGAAAAUUGAACAUGCGAAUAGGAACGGGCCGAAUUCAUUGGUGUUGUUCCUUUUUCCGGCAGCCGGGGAACACUUAGUUAUAGUAGUCGAAAUCGGUUCUCAGAGCUAGAUGUUGAUUGGCCCGGCCAGUAUACACGUGGAUGGGAUCGCUGAAUUUGCCUCGGCGAAUUCCCCCGCCACUACGAUAGGAUGGAUGUAUGCUGAUACUAGAUAGUUGGAGAGCCCUAGAGCGAAAAUACUUGUCAACGAAUC
Ectocarpus siliculosus is the source of this 2395-nucleotide messenger RNA. NCBI's taxonomy places the organism in Eukaryota, Phaeophyceae, Ectocarpales, Ectocarpaceae. The record is from the annotation of a GenBank genome assembly.